AAUCCACUUGCUUUAUCACGCAUUACAAACGAUCUUAGCAACAUUACCAAUUAACUACCAUAGAAAAGAUACCCCGGAAUCAACAUCUAACCCCGAGCCCCUCCGAAUAUCCCCAUACUUUUAUUUUAACCCAAGUCAGGUCCCCCAUGCGUCGCAUCAUUAAACCGCUCACAACUCACUCAUCACGACUAUUUUCAACCUCUCGAUUCAUCAUGGGAGACGCAAUCCUCAAGCGCAACCCUCACCCGGAUUUUAAGAAGGUCGAGGCUUCGAGACCUGAGCUGGAUGCCAAGUCUCAGUUUCGCUACACCAAGACUGUUGAUGCGGAUUGGACUUUUGGUGAGGGUGCGAAUAAGUUGGGCAAGGAUGAUGGUGAUAAGAAACAUGUCGCCAUAGAUCCUCAUGAGGAGGGUCGCCCUGCGGGGUUCAAUUACAAGCUUCUCAUCUCUGCUAUUGUACCGCGUCCUAUCGCUUUCGUGAGCAGUCAAGCUCCCGACGGUACAAAGAAGAACCUCGCCCCGUUCAGUUACUUCAACAUGAUGGGCCACGACCCGCCCAUGUUUGUUGUUGGUUUCGCAUCUGGACUCGCCAAUGCGAAGGACACACUUCGCAACGUCUCCGAAUCCGGCGAGUGUGUUAUCAACAUCAUCUCAGAGCACUUCAUCGAAGCCGCAAACUCAGCUAGCGUCAACGCCCCUGCUGAUGUAUCUGAGUGGGAUAUCUCGGGCCUGACACCCAAGUACGACUGCGAGACCGUCAAGUGUGCUCGUGUGGGCGAGGCUAUUGUUAGCAUUGAGUGCAAGCUCGAUAUGCUCAAGGAGUUCGACAGUAAGGCACGACCUGGAAACAAGUCUGGGUGUAUGGCCGUUUUCGAGGGAACUCGUUUCUGGGUUCGAGAGGAUGCGUUGAACGAGGAUAAGAAUAUGGUUGAUCCUGGUGUGUUGAAGCCAGUCAGCCGAUUAGGAGGAAUCACAUAUGCCAGGGUUACUGAGGCGUUCGAGAUCCCAAGAACAGAUUUUGAUAAGGACGUCGGUGGCCAAGAGGGAGCUGAAAAGAUACAAAAGCAAAAGAACUAGGUCAGACGUGGUAUAUAUUCAUUCAUGACCAAACACCAAAUAUAUAGACUAAACAAGCCCGCAAACAGGGCUUAAUAACAAAAUGGCCAUCAUGCAAUACAGUUCCCCAGGAGUGAUACAUGCC
Fusarium odoratissimum NRRL 54006 is the source of this 1200-nucleotide messenger RNA. RefSeq lists its product as uncharacterized. The transcript has a single exon. The coding region runs from base 147 to 1076 and encodes 309 amino acids. The record is from RefSeq and is a predicted model, not a curated record. Lineage: Eukaryota; Fungi; Ascomycota; Sordariomycetes; Hypocreales; Nectriaceae. Gene Ontology annotation, molecular function: FMN binding.